GCAGGCUGUAUUCAGAGUGAAGCAUCUGCCCCUGGCUGCCGCAAGUGUUCGUCUCAUUCAACGGAUUGGUGCUGUUGUAGGCUAUCAGAAAGUAACCGAAAAAGCGUUUUGGAGCCGUAGGCCUGUAGGAGAGAGCCAUCAUGUCUUCCAGUUCAGCGACAACCAGAAUCCUAAUCAAGGGUGGCAAGGUGGUGAACGAUGACGUUACGCUGGAGGCGGAUGUGUACAUCGAGAACGGCAUCAUCCAGCAGGUGGGGGAGGGGCUGAUGAUCCCAGGAGGGGCCAAGGUGAUUGACGCCUCCGGGAAACUGGUCCUCCCCGGGGGGAUCGACACCAGCGUGCACCUGCAGCAGAGUUUCAUGAACGCUACCACCGUGGACGACUACUACAGCGGCACCAAGGCAGCCCUGGCUGGAGGUACCACCAUGGUUAUAGGACAUGUAUUACCAGAGAAGAAUGAAUCUCUACUUGAGGCCUACGAGAAGACCCGCUCCCAGGCCGACAAUAAAGCCUGCUGCGAUUACGCCCUUCAUAUGGGGGUCACCUGGUGGGGGCCCAAGGUGCGUGCUGAGAUGGAGAGCCUGGUAAGAGAUAAAGGGAUCAACUCGUUCCAGAUGUUCAUGGCCUAUAAGGACCUGUUCAUGCUGAGGGACUCAGAGCUCUUCCAGGCCCUACAGAACUGUAAGGACAUCGGGGCAGUGGCCCGCGUACAUGCUGAGAACGGAGAACUAGUGGCCGAGGGCGCCAAAGAGGCAUUGGACCUGGGAAUCAGCGGCCCAGAGGGCAUUGAGAUCAGCAGACCAGAGGAGCUGGAGGCAGAGGCCACCCAUCGAGCGAUCACCAUCGCCAAUAGGGCCCACUGUCCUAUCUACCUUGUCAACGUGUCCAGCAUGUCAGCAGGAGAUGUGCUCGCCACAGCCAAGAUGCAGGGUAAAGUAGUCCAUGGGGAGACCACCACGGCACAUGCGGUGCUGAACGGCCUGCAGUACUACCACCAGGACUGGGCCCAUGCUGCAGCCUACGUCACAGUGCCUCCUCUACGCCUGGACCCAAACACACCCAACUACCUGAUGAGUCUACUGGGAAAUGACACGCUGAACGUAGUGGUGUCUGACCACCGUCCCUUCACCACUAAACAGAAGGCUAUGGGCAAGGAUGACUUCACAAAGAUCCCCCACGGAGUCCCGGGCAUCCAGGACCGCAUGAGCGUCAUUUGGGAGAGAGGAGUGGUCGGAGGCAAGAUGGACGAGAACCGUUUUGUUGCAGUGACCAGCUCCAACGCAGCUAAGAUCUACAACCUGUAUCCCAGAAAGGGUAGGAUCAUCCCAGGGGCUGACGCUGACGUGGUGGUCUGGGACCCUGAAGGGACCAAGACCAUCUCUGUGGACACACAGGUGCAGGGUGGAGACUACAACCUGUACGAGAGUCUUCGUUGCCAUGGUGUCCCCCUGGUUACCAUUAGCCGUGGUCGGUUGGUCUAUGAGAACGGAGUGUUCACGUGCUCCGAGGGCUCUGGGAAGUUCUAUCCUCUCAGAACCUUCCCUGACUACCUCUACAAGAAGAUGGUGCAGCGGGAGAAGUGUCAGGCCCUGAAGCCCGUGGAGCGUGAGCCCUACGUAGGAGACGUAGCAUUGAUGAAUUCUGGGAAGAAGGACUGUGGACAAUGUGAUGGGGACACUCCAACACGACCACACACCAAGCACGGAGGACAGAGAGACCUGCAUGAGUCCAGCUUCAGCCUCUCUGGUGCCCAGGUCGAUGAUAAAAUCCCAAAGAGAUCUUCUGCGAGGAUUCUGGCCCCCCCAGGUGGUCGAUCCAGUGGCAUCUGGUAACUGUGUGGAAGAGUAGUGAGUUCUAAAACCAAACAGUUACUGUAGUUCUCUAUUAGAAUGAAGAAUGAAACCUGAAGGGAAGUUCAGGGCCAACCAAGACAAACUGCUUGUUACGUUCACCCAGAAAGCAUAGAAAGCAAAGAAAACCUUACAUGUUAUUUCAAAAACGAACUCACGUAUUUAGUGUAUAUAUGAUGACAGGGUCUGAGUAACAUUUAUAUGACAUUGAUGUCAUUUUAAUAUUUGUUGGAAUAUCUGCCUGUAUGGUCGAACCCUGAACAAUAUUGGGCUUAACAAAUUUUAGACAAAUCGAAACUAAAUUUGCACGGUAGCUAAGUUGCUAGUUGACUGUUUUGGAUACAUGUAUGUAUGUUAGAGAAAGUACUCUAUGUCAUUAUACACUAAUGGUUUUAGGGGGAUGAUGGGGUUGAGUUGAUAAUUGGUUUACCUCACUGUUUAACCUACAAUAUUGCACUUGUAUCAUGUACUACUUAGCUGCCUUUUCCUUACAUGAUUUUAUGUGUAACAAAACAACUUUUUCUACCAAUACAGAACUGUCAUGAAUUCACGUGAUUAGUUAUUUACUACACAAUAUCUCAAAGCACUUGACAUGAUAUAACGUGGAUAUCAUAAUUUAUGUGUGAAACACCUAUUUUCUUUUCCGGUUCCUUCAUGAUUCCAUUUGUCUAAUAUUGACGAAAACUCAAAUGCAAGCUGAUACUUUUACAUUUUUUUGUAUCUUACAAUGUUAUUUGAAAAGAUGUCCCUUUAGAUCACUGUCAACAGUAUAAUCAUGAGUCCUGAACAACUAAGGAUGACAUAGCUCAUCAAAAUACGUAGGCUAAGUAAGUUCAGAGUUUUUAUAGCUUCUAUGUUGCUGUUUACAGUUUAAUAUAGUAGCACUCCUUCCUGGUCAUCUCAUCUCCCAUCAAUGUGAAUGAACCUCCGCUGUGUUUACUGUAUGUAUGUUGUGGCAUAGAACACUUAUAUGUGAGGCACUGAUAUGACUCAUAUUUAGCAGCAUUCUAUGUGUAAGUGGUGGUAUGAUAUUUCUUUACUUUUUUCUGUCUGUUAGCGAUAAGUUAGUUAGCUCCACUCUGAAAUGCCUUUUUCUCACAAGAGAAGUCUCACAUUAAACACAUAUACAGUUACUAGAGAUAACAUGUUUAUCAUUGGGAUUCCUCUUAGGAUGUGCAAACUAACUACUGAGCACAUAACACUUUUUAUUACUUUGAGUUUCUUUUUUUAAUUACAACACUGAGGAAUUCUGGUCUUGCACUGAAAAGUAUUUGACAGUUUUGUAUAUCUUUUGGGUUGACAUUUCCAAGGUUGUAACACUGUCGAUUGGGUAAGAGAAGUGCAUGAUCUAUAAUUCGAUUGAAUCUUGGGUAUUAUAAUGGCAAUGUAAAUAUACAAAUGCAAGUUCUUCAGGUUUGUUAUGUGUUUAUGUCAUAAUGUCAUUCAACAAUGCACUGUCGUUAUAUUACUGGAUGGCAUGCUUAUUCAAGAUUGUGUCAACGAAAACCACUGAUGUGUUUUUGUUUCAAAUUGUCUUGACACUGUUCCAUUGUAAGCUACUGAGAACAUAUCAUAUGAGUUUUAUUUGUGAAGAAUAUACUUUAUUGUUUUGCCAUAGUCCAAACCACACUGUACAUGAUAUCACUGCAGUGUAAGAGGUCCUUACUGGUGCUGAAUAGCCUACUGUGUUUUCACUGAGGUUUUGUUUUGUUUUAUCCUAUGUGUUGCAGCUCUUUAUCACAUGAUUGAGUGCAAAUAAACCACACGGAAAUUUCAA
Messenger RNA from Coregonus clupeaformis (lake whitefish), 3627 nucleotides. Its product is annotated as dihydropyrimidinase-related protein 5. Gene Ontology annotation, cellular component: cytoplasm; cytosol. NCBI's taxonomy places the organism in Eukaryota, Metazoa, Chordata, Actinopteri, Salmoniformes, Salmonidae. Gene Ontology annotation, molecular function: hydrolase activity, acting on carbon-nitrogen (but not peptide) bonds, in cyclic amides. The transcript has 14 exons. The coding region runs from base 141 to 1832 and encodes 563 amino acids. The record is from RefSeq and is a predicted model, not a curated record.